Molecule: messenger RNA, 2183 nt
Organism: Bufo gargarizans (Asiatic toad)
Lineage: Eukaryota; Metazoa; Chordata; Amphibia; Anura; Bufonidae
Gene: SLC30A6
Product: solute carrier family 30 member 6
Exons: 14
Coding region: 66-1460 (464 amino acids)
Biological process (GO): transmembrane transport; monoatomic cation transport
Cellular component (GO): membrane
Molecular function (GO): monoatomic cation transmembrane transporter activity
Source: RefSeq, a predicted model, not a curated record
CCGGUCUCCAUGCCAACGUGGUCCGCCCACCGGUCAGUGGCUUUUCCGGCCCCGGGUUCCUAAACAUGGGGACCAUCCAUCUUUUCCGGAAGACACAGCGCUCACUUUUUGGCAAAUUAACGCAGGAGUUUCGAUUAGUGACAUCUGAUCGGAGGUCUUGGAAGAUCUUGCUGUUUGGUGCCAUAAAUGUGGUUUGCACAGGAUUCUUGCUCACAUGGUGCAGCUCUACAAACAGUAUGGCUUUGACCGCUUAUACCUACCUUACAAUUUUUGACCUCUUCAGUUUACUGACAUGUUUGAUAAGUUAUUGGGUAAUGAUGAAAAAACAAAGCCCGACAUAUUCCUUUGGGUUUGAAAGAUUUGAAGUUUUAGCAGUUUUUGCAUCCACAGUUCUAGCACAAUUGGGGGCUCUCUUCAUUCUUAAAGAAAGUGCUGAAAGAUUUUUGGAACAACCUGAGAUUCACACGGGUCGUCUGCUUGUGGGAACCUUUGUUGCCCUGUUUUUCAAUUUAUUCACUAUGCUUUCAAUCAGGAAUAAACCGUUUGCCUAUGUUUCAGAAGCUGCUAGCACAAGCUGGCUUCAAGAACAUGUAGCAGAUCUGAGCCGAAGUUUAUGCGGAAUUAUCCCAGGACUGAGCAGUGUUUUCUUACCUCGGAUGAACCCUUUUGUGCUGAUUGACAUUGCUGGAGCGCUGUCCCUUUGCAUUACUUACAUGUUGAUUGAAAUUAACAACUACUUUGCGGUGGACACUGCAUCCGCUGUCGCCAUUGCGCUCAUGACGUUUGGCACCAUGUAUCCAAUGAGUGUUUACAGUGGAAAAGUUCUGCUUCAAACUACACCACCGCAUGUCAUUGGCCAACUGGAUAAACUGCUUCGAGAGGUGUCUACAUUAGACGGUGUUCUUGAAGUCAGAAAUGAGCAUUUUUGGACUCUGGGAUUUGGGACCAUGGCUGGAUCAGUUCAUGUCCGGAUUAGAAGAGACGCCAACGAGCAGUUGGUGCUGGCUCAUGUUACAAACAGACUCAGUACAUUGGUCUCUACCCUGACGGUUCAGAUCUUCAAGGACGAAUGGGCCAGGCCUGUCUUGUCUUCCAGUGCUAUGCCACCCAACAUGCUGAACAUUUCAGACCAUCACGUAAUUCAGAUGCCGUCUCUGAAGUCUGUAACUGAUGAAUUAAGUCCUUUGACUUCAACGCCCUCAAAACCCAGCAGCCCACCUCCUGAAUUUGCCUUUAAUACACCAGGCAAAAAUAUCCAUCCUGUCAUUCUUUCAAAUGCACAAGCGAGGCCAUAUGGCCUAGGACUUCAAUAUGGUUCUGCACCAUAUGGUGCCACGUUUACCCAAGGACUUGGAGUGCCUGGCAUUGGCAGCACACAGGGUUUGAGGACUGGUUUUACAAAUGUUGCCAACAGAUAUGGAACAUACACUCCUGGACAGUUCACACAGUUCAAGCAAUGACUUAAAUUUUUUGUGGUAAUUUUGCUGCCAUUUUGGGAAGUCUCUGUUUCUUGACAGUGAUAUCAGGACAUUCGGACCUCUCUCAUUUUUAAACUUUAUUAUGCAUUUGAAUGUCACUGAUACAUUCCAUUUUUGUUUUCUUUCCUUAAAGAGCAUAUGUCAGCAUGAUCAACCUUAUUAAACCAGGCAUAUAGUCUAGUAGGGUUGAUCAUGCUGACAAAAACGAUAUCCUGAUUAUGUAUUUCUGGUUUACCAUUAUGAAGAGAAGUAUGUUUUUAUUGAUAUGUAAAUUAGCUUACUGAAGCACCGAGGGGCGAGCCAGAGCCCUUGGAGCACCAAUUAGGACCACCCCUUUUCCUGGAUUGACAAGGCUAGAAUCUGGUCUAGCUCUCUCUUCGUGUACGUGCACCGUGUCUCCCAGUCUCUGCGCUUGCUCAGUUGGAAUCUGCUCUUCUUGUAGAGCAGCAGCAGAUUCAGUUAAUCUGGGAGAAGGGGGGAGCUCUGGCCAGCCUCUCAGUGCUCAAGGAAGCUCAUUUACAUAUCACUAAAAAUUUGCUUUUUUCGGGAAUGGGAAACCAAAAAUACACAUGGUAUUGUUUUUGUCAACAUGAUCAAUCCUACCUGGUUAUAUGUCUGGUUUAAUAGGGUUGAUCAUGCUUUUUAAAAUGCCUUCAAGUGUUUGCAAAAAAAAGGAACAAACCUAUUUUAAUAAAUGAAAUGACC